This is a messenger RNA of Theileria equi strain WA, 1263 nucleotides long. RefSeq lists its product as hypothetical. The transcript is spliced from 6 exons. Gene Ontology annotation, cellular component: Golgi membrane. Bases 19 to 624 code for a protein of 201 amino acids. Lineage: Eukaryota; Apicomplexa; Aconoidasida; Piroplasmida; Theileriidae. The record is from RefSeq and is a predicted model, not a curated record. Gene Ontology annotation, biological process: protein secretion; vesicle-mediated transport.
GUGUAGUAUUUAUUUAAAAUGGACGAUCCUCCUUCCGGUUCUUUGGGAGACAGUACAGGGUUUAAUACAGGCCCUGAGAUAUACAGCAAUAUUAUAACAAACAUUCGUAUGCUAUCACAUCCAAUCUCAUGCCUCGUUCACAUCAUGUUUAAACUGGCCAUUCUCGCAUCAUACAUCAUAUUUCCUUAUAUAAUCGGACUGUUUACCGGAAUAAUUCCGGAUUUCAUAAUUGUCUUUGCCCUCAUCUCGCUUUUGGUUUUCGUAGAUUUCUGGGCGGUUAAAAAUUACACUUCCACGACUAUCGCAGGGAUAGCUUGGUACUAUCACAUAAAAGACAACGGUGCAUACACCGCUAUCAACAAGCGCAUAAAAGAAGAAGUAUUCUUGAAUAAGACAGAAACACAAUAUUUCUGGGUAGUUCUAUACAUCUGGCCCACUCUAUGGGCUCUAAACAUAUUAUUCAAGCUUACUAUGUUUAAUUUCCCACCGCUUGUACUGUCAACUAUUAUCUUUUUGGGAGGAUUUCUCAACCUCUAUAACUGCAUAUAUUGUUCACAAGAUAAACGCGAAAAAUUCAUAUCCUUACACAACAAGUUCACUAAUUUGAUGGAAUCGAAGUUUUAAAACACAUGUUCACUAGAAAAGAUUGGCCAAUGCGUUUUACUCGGGACCCUUUGGAGUCUGGCUGAGUUUAAACUUUUUGAAAUUAGUCUUAUCACGGCAGUGAGUAUCAAGAUCAACUCCACCAACACAAUCGGAUAGAGCUGGCUUACAAUUCUUCUCAAAACACUUUACACAUCCAGCAGCGCAACUAUCAUUCAUGCAGGCAACCUUACAAUUCUUAACACUGCACUUGACACUUUCCGCAAAGCAACUGACACAUCCUGCAUCAACACCUUGGACACCAAAUUGACCAAGCAACUGACCAAGAUACUUGGAAUAGAGAUCGACACUUUGAUCUCCGGCUUUCUUGCCAAAGUGUUGACCUACAUGACUCAUAAUAGCAGUGGUUUUGAACAAAGCCUUAAGUUGAGCCUCAUCUCCAUCAACUUUUACCAUUCCUAGUGUCUUGAGAUCACCCUCACCACAUUUUCCAUCGCAGGCAACCAUGGUUGCAGCUAUGAAUGAAAUUAGAGAAGUUAAAGCUGUAAUUGAAGAAACCAUUUUGGUGCACAAAAACAAAUUUAGAUAGCUAUUAGCGACUGAGUUGCAAUUUUAACAAUUUGGAACAAUUUUUUAUCUGUAGAACAAUUUAUUGUAACC